This is a messenger RNA of Macroventuria anomochaeta, 3680 nucleotides long. RefSeq lists its product as uncharacterized. The transcript has 2 exons. The record is from RefSeq and is a predicted model, not a curated record. The coding region runs from base 97 to 3636 and encodes 1179 amino acids. Lineage: Eukaryota; Fungi; Ascomycota; Dothideomycetes; Pleosporales; Didymellaceae.
GAUAUCCACUGAAUUACACUUCCGAGCUCCCCAGGUCCACACUGUCAUUCCACCACCCUCUCCAACCAAGAAAAUAAUUAGAGGCUACUCAUCAACAUGUACGGCAGCUUUGGCUGUACACCAGGCCGUCGUGAGCCCAUUUGCGGACUCUACUACAAUGUGCCACGCUUCGGGGGCACAGAAAAGGUCUAUUUUCCGCAAGUCGAGGUCAAGGUACAUGCCAGCAUCCUUGCGACCACGUCCCGCACAGUACUCGAACAGAGCUUUGUAAACCCUUCAACCACCAGAGGUAUCAGAGAAGUCCGCUACGCAUUCCCACUCUACGAUGGAGUGAGCGUGGUAGGGUUUUCAUGCCAGGUAGGCAGUCGUCUGGUUGUCGGUGAGGUCAAGGAGAAGGAGAAGGCAAAGCAAGUCUACAGAGACGCUGUUGCGCGAGGUGAGACAGCAGGCCUACUCGAGCAGCUACCUGAAGCAUCAGAUGUCUUUACCACGACUAUCGGCAACAUUCCGCCGGGUGCAAGGGUCGUCGUCAACAUCACUUAUCUUGGCGAGCUGAAGCACGACAUGGAAGUUGAUGGUGUCAGGUUCACUAUCCCUACCAGCAUCUGUCCGCGGUACGGAACUGUUCAAGGAGUCCACUUCGACUCGCUCCGCCAAAUGGACGGCACAAUCGCAAUCACUGUGGAUGCUGAGAUGGCGGAAGGCUCAUUCAUCCAGAAAUUGCAGUCGCCAACACACCCCAUUUCCAUGUCCAUGGGCACGACAUCAGUUGACCCUGAUGCUACUCCGUCGAUGAGCAAGGCGUCAGCCACGUUGAGCCUCGGCGUAGCGCAUCUCGAAACUGACUUUGUCCUGCAAGUCAUCGCGAAAGACACUGGCAUCCCGAAAGCUAUCCUCGAGACUCACCCCACGAUUUCGAACCAUCGAGCACUGAUGGCGACGCUUGUUCCCAAGUUCGCCCUCCCUCCGGAGAAGCCAGAGGUUGUGUUUGUUUGCGAUCAGAGUGGUAGUAUGGGGGGUUCUAGUAUGAAUCUUGCCAUUGAGGCGCUUAAGGUCUUCUUGAAGUCUCUUCCGGUCGGUGUUAAAUUCAACAUAUGCUCCUUUGGCAGCCGGCACUCUUUCUUGUUCCCAAGGAGCGCCUCAUACGGCCAAGAUACACUUGCCAACGCCACUCGUCAUGCUGAGAGGCUUCAAGCCAACUAUGGUGGCACGGAGAUGCUCGCGCCUCUACAAGCGACCAUAGAAAACCGAUACAAAGACAUGCCACUCGACAUCAUCUUGCUGACUGAUGGCGAGAUCUGGAACCAACAAGAUGUGUUUGACUAUCUAAAUGAGCAAAUUCAAGAGAACAAGUCUCCGAUCCGAGUCUUCACUUUGGGGAUUGGAAGUGGAGUGUCCCACUCACUCAUCGAGGGAAUUGCGAAAGCAGGCAACGGCUUCGCACAGUCCGUACAACAAGGAGAGAAGAUGAGCAGCAAGGUUGUGCGAAUGCUCAAGGGCGCUCUGUCUCCGCACGUCAACGACUACACGCUAGAGGUCAAGUACCUGGCCGCCGAAGAGAGUGACGACUUCGACAUCGUUGAGAAGGUGGCAGACAGCUUGAAAGUCAAGCUCGACCUGAAGGACGAGGAAGGCCUCACGAAAAUCAAGAAACCGAAGAAGCCGAUCUCACUAUUCGAUACCUCUGCAGACCCUGACCAAACCAUCCUAUCCACAGCAACCUCAACCGGAGAAGACCGCUACGCCCAUCUCCCCCCUAUCCCAGCCCCCAAAAUCCUUCAAGCACCACAAUCCAUCCCGCCCCUCUUCGCAUUCAACCGCACAACCAUCUACCUCCUCCUCAGCCCCGGUGCGCCCCAUGCAACACCAACGUCCGUCAUACUCCGCGGUACAAGUACCCACGGCCCUCUUGAACUCGAGAUCCCCAUCCAAGCCCUCUCCACACCAGGCGAGACAAUCCACCAACUUGCCGCCAAGAAAGCUGUAUCCGAGCUCGAGCAGGGCCGAGGCUGGCUCGCUUCCGCACUCGAUACAGGUGGGCAACUGCUCAAGACGCGCUUCGAUGGACGCUUCAGCGAUAUGGUUGAGCGCGAGGCCGUGCGUUUGGGUGUGCAAUUCCAGGUUGGCGGGAAGUGGUGUUCGUUUGUCGCUACUGAACAAACAUCAGCGCAGGAAUCCGAUGGUUACGCGAUGGACGAGCACUGGGACUACCUGGAAGACGAGCAGCCUGCAGCGCCCGAUCUCGCGUCCCCGGGGAUGAGCGCGAAUCGAGUGAGGAGAGCGCAGCGGGAACAGAUGCAACAGCAACAGCAUUUUGCUCAGGCGCAGCAGCAACAGCAGUUUGCUCAGGCGCAACAGCAACAGCAAUUUGCUCAGGCGCAACAACGAGCUAGCCAAGCGACUGGCCUGUUCGGCUCGGCGCCAUCGAUUACGCAGACGCCGCUUCUUUUUCGUGGAAGUCGGGGCGGUGGAACAGGCGGGAUGACUAGGACGGGCGGGAGAGGAGGAGCUCGAACAGUUCACCAAUAUCCGAACACGAUGAUGCAGCAGCAGUCCAUGCCACCUAAAAACCCUUCGGCUUCGCUUUUCAGAGCCUCUCACUCGCCUGCUCCAUCUAGUGGCGGUCUUUUCGGUGCAGGUACUGAAAGAGGCGGCCGCACACUACCUCCCGGCACAACUUCGCACAAACGUUUCCAAACUUCAUCCGGGAGUCCUAUGUCUCAGGUGCGGAUAUCAAAAUCAGCCCAAAUAGCACCUCCCUCUUCAUCCUCGCUCUUCAGCGCCCCCUCUGCCUACGGCGCACCUUCACUCCCCGCCGCACCCGCCGUAUCUAACGCACUGCGCGACUGCCACAUGGGCAACAUGAUCCUGGGGCAGUACCAACCCCCCUCCGCAUUUGUCUCUCCUCCGUUUGCAGGAUCUCAACCACCACUGCCGGAAAACGUCGACUUCCACAUCGGCAUGGAUCUCUCCAACGGCGACGCAGCGCUCGAGAAUUUCGAUUUUGACGCCUUCCUACACACCGGGGAUGGCAGUGAUUUCGGCAGCUUCGCCGGCUUUGAUGACACUGGCAAGAAGUCUGGAUCCAAGAAGCGUCGCAGCAUCAAGCGCAGCGAGAUUGAGAAGCGAUCCUACUCCCAGACCUCGCCCUCAUACUCUCCCGCCUCUCCGUCAUACCCCCCAAUAUCCCCCUUAUACUCCCCCCAAUCCCCCAGCUUCCUUGAUAUCUCACCAUCUCAACCCUUCCCACCCUCCACAACCACCACCUUCACAUCCACCGAAACCCUCCACGCACUAAUCGCCCACCAAUCUUUCUCGGGUUGUUUCCCGUACCACCCACGCGUCCUCGGAUGGCUCGCCAUCUCCGUUGCAGACUUCCAACGCGUCGUGCGGGAUACUUGCCUUGUCAAUGAUACGUCGUUGCCGAGUGACCUACGGGAGGAGAAAAGAGGGCAUUUGCUCACCACUGCGCUGGUGAUCAUUUACAUGCAGAAGAAGUUGUCGGAGUUCAAGGACGAGUGGGAACUGGUUGUUGAAAAGGCUAGGGACUGGUUGGAGGAGGGGCGGAAGGAGUGUGAUGGGGGUGCGGAUGUGUUUCUUGAGGCGGCGGAGAAACUGAUUCAGGGUGGUGGGUGAAAGAGGAAGUGGAGGGAGUGAUGGUAGGUGUGAGACGGGGUACG